Messenger RNA from Gadus morhua (Atlantic cod), 2578 nucleotides. RefSeq names its product microtubule-associated protein, RP/EB family, member 2 (gene mapre2). NCBI's taxonomy places the organism in Eukaryota, Metazoa, Chordata, Actinopteri, Gadiformes, Gadidae. The transcript has 7 exons. The record is from RefSeq and is a predicted model, not a curated record. Bases 156 to 1172 code for a protein of 338 amino acids. Gene Ontology annotation, molecular function: microtubule binding.
UCACGUGGGCAGGGCGCAGCGACGUCACCGGGCGGAGAUCUGUGAAGAACACGCAGACGGAACGAGCCUGAGGUGCGGCACUUUCUUAGGCUUUUCCAUCGUCCUUUCUGCACAGGGGGAACAGACUAUAAUCUGUUCACUAUUAAAGAGGCUCGAUGCCUGGUCCCACCCAAGUACUUUCCCCAAAUGGAGAGAACAACAACGACAUGGUCCAGGACAACGGAUCCAACAUCAUUCCCUACAGAAAGAACACAGUGCGAGGAGAGCGCGCCUACAGUUGGGGGAUGGCGGUCAACGUAUAUUCUACCUCAAUAACCCAGGAGACUAUGAGCAGGCAUGACAUAACUGCCUGGGUUAAUGAUAUUCUGAGCCUAAACUACACAAAAGUGGAGCAGCUGUCAUCAGGAGCGGCCUACUGCCAGUUCAUGGAUUUACUUUUUCCUGGCUGCGUCAGUCUUAAGAAGGUCAAGUUCCAAGCUAAACUGGAGCAUGAGUACAUCCACAAUUGGAAAGUGUUGCAGGCCUCAUUUAAAAGGGUGAAUGUGGACAAGAUUAUUCCCGUAGAGAAGCUGGUCAAGGGGAGGUUUCAGGACAACCUGGACUUCAUCCAGUGGUUCAAGAGGUUUUUCGACGCGAACUACGACGGUAAAGAGUACGACCCGGUGCAGGCCAGGCAGGGUCAGGACGCCAUCCCCCCUCCCGACCCUGGAGAGCAGAUCUUCAACCUGCCCAAGAAGUCCCUCCACGCAGCCAGCUCCCCCACAGCAGGAGUCUCCAGGCCCACUUGUACUAUAGCUAAGUCCGUAACACCGUCAUCUAGACCCUCGUCUGCCAAAAAGAUCCCUGGGCCGUCCACCCCGGCCAAGGGAGAGAAGGAACUGGAGGUCCAGGUCACACUUCUGAAUGAACAGAUGAGUACACUGAAGCUGGCGUUGGAAGGGGUGGAGAAGGAGCGAGACUUCUACUUCAGCAAACUGCGCGAGGUGGAGGUGCUAUGCCAGGAGCAAGGGGAGGAGAACGCCCCCUUUGUGGACCGACUGAUGGAGGUCCUCUACUCUGCAGACGAACAGGAGGGGGCCGGGGAGCUGGCUGAGGGGGACGGAGAAGAGGCCGACCCACAGCUGGCCCAGGAGGAGGUACCAGACGACCAGGCAGAACAGGAUGAAUACUGACUGUUGUCCUCCCUCACUGCAACCCCACGCCCUUCUUUUAUAGUGACAACAACCGUCAAAGGAUUUUAAGUUUUUCCACCGUGGUUUCUUUAUUUUGUUCUCUUGAAGACUGAGCAAAUGAAGCAAUGCCCCCAACCCGCCACACCCCCCCCCCCCCCCCCCUCCCCAGAAAGAACCCACCAUCCGUUCUUUUUCAGUUCAUGAUUUUUCUUAAAUCCUGCCAGUUGAUAUUCUGUGUUUUUCUGAUUGUUGGUGAACUGCCCAUGGCCGGUUUGGGUCACUUUUACCUCCACGCGCAGACAAGCUCAGACCAUCACAGGAGUUUCCAUGGACGGUGUGUGUGUGUGCGUGGGUGUUGACAGGUCAAUCAGAUUCCUGAAUAUGAGGACAUGCUGAAGUCCAGACGGGUAACUUCUACCUGUCAGUACAAGUGUUAAUUUGUGCAUCUUCGCUCCCUUUCGUUUUCUACAGAUUUUUUUGUGUGUCUUUUUUACAUAUCAACCACGUUAAUCACACGAACGCAAUAAGAAAAAGCCCUGAAAGGGCUCAUAGUAGCUCUUAUAAAACCUCCUUCCAUGUGUUGCACUGACAUUUGACCUAGGAGUGGACAAUUGGUCCACACACUUUCACCAUAUUUAUUAAGCCUUAGCAUUAGUAUUAAAGUAUACGACCUUACGUUGAAUCCUUUGGAAGAGGAGACAACACAGUCAGUUAAUUGUGAACAAAGUGUAGAGUUGAAAAACCAACUAGGACUGUACGAUGACUAUCUUCAUAAAACACAAUUUUUCAGAUAAUUGUGAGCUCAAAAAUGUAUUACUCAUACCGAUUGUGUGUGACUAAUGUUGGUAAAAUGGCUUGGUUUUAUAACCGGUUAAUUAGUAGGUCAUAAACAUAGGGGAGGAAAAUGCAUUUGUUGUGGCCUAGUCUUAUCAAGUUGGAGAACGUUUUUUGUUUUUAUACUUUGCAGCACAUUGCCACUGAUAUCUGUUCCAUGGAUAUAAUAUAUAUUAUAAAUGAUUUGUCAAUCACACUACUUGGAAAAGAUGUGUGUAAGUUCACUGAGUUAUUUGACAUGCUAUAUUCCAGUAAUUACCUGUUCAUAAUGUUACAUUUACUAUUAUUGAACUCAGCAGUGCACCAUAAUGCUUUAGUCAGAUACUGUUGUGUAAAUGAAAAGGAAUGUAAACUGUCAAUAAGUAUGAAUAGUGUUUUUUUAUGUCCCACUCAUUAUGCAUUCCCCAAACUGUGUUGCAUGUUUGCAUUUUAUUUGUGAAUAACUUGACCCGCUUUUUACAUAUUUAAUAAAAAAAAAACAAUGUUAAGUGAGCUUUUGUAUGUUUAACUUGAUGUUUGACGGGUGUAGAACGGCGUGCUGUAAUAAAACCUUUCACCUACGGGAGCCUGAA